AUGCAAAUCUUGCCAAAGUCUCAUCCGGAUUUCGCAAUCACCUACAACUACAUCGGUUUAGCCUACAAUAGUUUAGGAAAGUAUUCAACAGCCCUCGAAUAUUACCAGAAGGCACUUCCUAUACUCCAGAAAACCGUUCCAGUGCUUCAUUCACACUUAGCCAUGACCUUCAACAACAUAGGUUCCGCUUAUUCUGCAUUGGGUGACCACUCAAGGGCUCUGGAAAACCAUCAGAAGGCGCUUGUCGUUCAAGAGAAAGCUCUGCCUGCAUCUCAUCCAGAUAUAGCCACCACCAACAAUAACAUAGGUUCGGUUUACUAUCACAUGGGUGAACACUCGAGAGCUUUGGAAAUCCAAACAAACGCACUUGGCAUUCGCGAGAAAACUCUUGCAGCAGAUCACCCCGAUAUAGCCACUAGUCACAGCAAAAUAGGUGUCCUCUACAGUGAAAUGGGUGAUCACUCAAAAGCCCUUGAAUACCAAAACAAGGCUCUUAGUAUUCGGCAAAGAAUUCUUCCAACCGAUCAUCCCGAUAUAGCCGACAGUUACAACAACAUAGGCUUGGUUUACUCCAGCAUAGGUGAUCAGUCGAGAGCACUAGAGAAUCACCAGAAGGCCCUUAAUAUUCAGCACAAAACUCUUCCUGAAUUUCAUCCAAGUUUAGCCGACAGUUACAACAACAUAGCUGGGGUUUAUCAUCACAUGGGUAACCACCCAAGAGCUCUCCAAAACCACCACAAGGCUUUCGGUAUUCGCAAAAAAAUUCUUCCAGCCGAUCAUCCCGAUAUAGCCAACAGUUACAACAACAUAGGCUUGGUUUACUCCAGUAUAGGUGAUCAGCCAAGAGCUCUUGAAAAUCAAAAGAAGGCGCUCAGUGUCCGACAGAAAAUUCUUCCUGCACUUCAUCCCGAUUUGGCCACGAGUUACAGCAACAUAGCUGGGGUUUAUCAUCACAUGAGUGACCACACAAAAGCUCUUGAAUACGCGAAAAAGGCGCUUGGUAUUCGACAGAAAACUCUUCCUGCAUUUCAUCCAAGUUUAGCCAGCAGUUACAGCAACAUAGCUGGAGUUUAUCAUCACAUGGGUGACGACACUAGCGCUCUUGAAUACGAGGAAAAGGCGCUCGGUAUUCGACAGAAAAUUCUUCCUGUAUUUCAUCCCGACUUAGCCAACAGUUACGACAGCAUAGGUGUAAUCUACUCUAGAAUGGGAGAUCAGUCGAGAGCUCUUGAAAAUCACAAGAAGGCUCUUGAUAUUCAGGAGAAAACUCUUCCUGCAUUUCAUCCAAAUUUAGCUGGCAGUUACAACAACAUAGCUAGAGUUUAUUAUCGCAUGGGUGACUACUCAAGAGCUCUUGAAAGCCAUCAGAAGGCGCUGGAUAUUCGACUGAAAACUCUGCCUCCGUUUCAUCAAGAUUUAGCGGACAGUUACAACAACAUAGCUGGGGUUUAUCAUCGCAUGGGUAACCACGUAAUAGCUCUUGAAUACGAAGAAAAGGCGCUCGGUAUUCAGGAGAGAACUCUGCCUCCGUUUCAUCCACAUUUAUCCGGCAGUUACAACAACAUAGCUUUGGUCUACUCUAGGGUGGGUGAUCAGCCGAGAGCUCUUGAAAAGCACAAGAAGGCCCUUGAUAUUCAGGAGAGAACUCUUCCUGCAUUUCAUCCGGACUUAGCCACCAGUUACCACAAUAUAGCUGCGGUUUAUUAUCACAUGGAUGACUACUCAAGAGCUCUUGAAUACGAAGAGAAGGCACUCGGUAUUCAGGAAAAAAUUCUUCCAGCAUCACAUCCCGAUUUAGCCACCAAUUACAACGGCAUAGCUGUGAUCUACUCUAGUAUGGGUGAUCAGUCGAGAGCUCUGGAAAAUCACCAGAAGGCCAUUGAUAUUCAGCAGAAAACUCUUCCUGUAUUUCAUCCCGACUUAGCGAGCAGUUACAACAACAUAGGAUUGAUCUACUCUAUCAUGGGUAAUCAGUCGAGAGCUCUUGAAAACCAUCAGAAGGCGCUGAAUAUCCGGCAGAAAACUCUUCCUGCAUUUCAUCUGGAUGUAGCCGACAGUUACAACAAGAUAGCGGAGAUUUAUGAUCUGAUGGAUGACUACCCAAGAGCUCUUGAAAGCCACCAGAAGGCGCUGGAUAUUCGACUGAAAUCUCUGCCUCCGUUGCAUCUAGAUUUAGUCGACAGUUACAACAGCAUAGCUUCGGUGUAUUUUAGCAUGGGUGAUCAAUCGAGAGCACUUGAAAACUAUCAAAAGGCGCUUGUGGUUAAGAAGAAAACUUUUUCAGCAUCUCAUCCAAGUUUAGCGAUGACUUACAACAAGAUAUGUUCGGUUUACUCUGAAAUGGGUGAUUACUCAAAAGCCCUGGAAUACGGCAAAAAGGCGAUUGGUAUUUGGCGGAAAACGCUUCCAGCAUCUCAUUGGAAUAUUGUGGUAGGGUACAAUAACAUUGGUUUCUUGUAUUGGAAGUUGGGGAAGCACUCCAGCGCGUUCAAAAACUAUGCUAAAUCAGGUGAAAUUGAAGAAAAAACUGUAUCCCCAAAUUAUGGAUAUUUAGCCAGGUUGUAUGACAAGAUGCGUGUUUUGUACGAAGGUUUGGGAAAAGAAGCAUCUGCGCAUGAAUAUCGCAAAAAGGCGCUUGAAAUGGAGCAGAAGUCUAAGCUGGUGAAAGCUUGA
This is a messenger RNA of Adineta ricciae, 2673 nucleotides long. Lineage: Eukaryota; Metazoa; Rotifera; Eurotatoria; Adinetida; Adinetidae. The record is from the annotation of a GenBank genome assembly.